AGGUUAGGUUAGGUAACUUUUGACUCGUUGAGUGUGUCAGCAGUGUACUACAUGGUCGCUUCAUGACAACAUAGCCUCCUCUCCUGGGUGUGGUUCACGUGGGAUUUUCUUCUAUUCAUAAUAGUCACACACCAUUCAGUUCUUGUUCUAUUGACAAUUUCAAUUUUUUUUUCAUGGUUUCAAAUUUUGUCUCACAAAAAUCAUUUAAAAUGAAAAAGAGAAGUUUAUCGGGAAAUAUUGGAAUUGGAGUUUUUAUUGUUGGUUUAGUGUGUGUUUGCACUGCAUUUUGUACAUCUGCAUGGUUAGUCAGUGACUAUAGAAUCACAGGCGCGAAACUCAAUCAAUUAGGACUUUGGAGGCAUUGUUUUCGUUCAUUACCAAAUCCAAUUGAACCAGAUGCAUUAAAACGAUUUUUCGUCGGAUGCAGAUGGAUUUAUGAUCCAUUUACUGCUGGUUACUCCGAAAUUCGAGGAUUUUUGUUACCACCAUUCAUGGUAGUAACACAGGUGUUUUUUACUCUCUGUUUUGUAUCGUGCUUUGUUGCAUUUUGUCUCAUUUUACUAUUCGGAUUGUGCAGUUAUCCAGAACAAAAACGUUACGUCGAUUUAAUUUUAUUAAUUGGAUUAAUAUUAUUAGUUGGAGGUGUUUCUGGAGUAUUGGCAGUCAUUGUUUUUGGCAGUCUUGGAAAUGGAGACGGUUGGAUGCCAGGUCAUGAGACAAAUUAUUUUGGAUGGUCAUUUGUUUUGGCUGCUAUUGGCGUAAUACUCAUUCUAAUUGCCGGAUUACUUUUCAUUAUCGAAGGAAAUAUACAACGAAAGAAACGCAAUUAUUUACGAGAAUCUCAAACCAGAUUUCAAUUGGAGUCGAAAUCUUAAGAAGAAGAAUUACGAAAUCAAAUGACAAAGAUUCGAACAAUUUUUUUUUUGAGAGAAAAAUGAAAGAGUCAAAAUAAAUAUUUUUUUUGCGAAGGAAUAAAGAAGAAAAAGGAAGAAUCUAUA
Molecule: messenger RNA, 998 nt
Organism: Leptopilina heterotoma
Lineage: Eukaryota; Metazoa; Arthropoda; Insecta; Hymenoptera; Figitidae
Gene: sinu
Exons: 2
Coding region: 174-875 (233 amino acids)
Biological process (GO): septate junction assembly; regulation of tube size, open tracheal system
Cellular component (GO): septate junction; membrane
Source: RefSeq, a predicted model, not a curated record